This is a messenger RNA of Gasterosteus aculeatus aculeatus (three-spined stickleback), 2654 nucleotides long. The record is from RefSeq and is a predicted model, not a curated record. NCBI's taxonomy places the organism in Eukaryota, Metazoa, Chordata, Actinopteri, Perciformes, Gasterosteidae.
GGCAUGCAUUUCGGCGCGCCAAAUUGGACUUUAUUUUACACACACAAGAGCACCAUCCCGGAGUAAUACUCGUACUGUACUAGCAGGAACAUGGCAGCCUAACAGCACUAGUCUUUCCAACCCGUAAUAGUUGUAUUGCUGUACGUGUCGCUCACUUCCAAAGGCGGCCGUCGUAGUUGAACGUGACGUUAUUCAAGCGUUAUUCACGUGUGUUUACAGUCGGUGGAGCGCGCGGCGCUGGAGCCCUUCGUGUUUCCAUACGUCACAGUUUAAGGUCAGUGUCUGUGGGGAAAACGUCACUAGUGUUUGCAUUGUGUGUUUUGUGGUCCGCACACACUGGAACACGCAAUAAGUGUCACGGGCGAAGGAAGUGGUGCGUUUGGCUAAAGCUAGCCGAAGCUAAUAACGAACCCCUGUAACAGCUGAUCUGCGUUGACGGCACUGAGCGCUUCCAGCAUCUCCGUUCAGUGUUUUACAUCGAGAAAAGUACCGCAGACGGGUGUGGCACAGCUCUGAGCGGUGGGUGGAGGAUGAGCAGCGCAGACCCCCACCCAUCGGACCUCUUUGACAAGCUAUGGGGGCAGCUCCGGGAGACCCAUCGGGAGGCUCUUCAAGAUGCUGAGGACAAAGUGAGCAAGUUGAAGACGGCCCGCUAUCUAGAUGCCGAGAGUCUCGAGGCGUUUCACUUUCGUACCCAGCAGCUCAAAGAGGAAAAUAAAACCCUGCAGGAAACCGUCAGUCGCCUGGAAGAAAGGCUCGGCACCGGAGAGUGUGACCGAUGUGCCGUUUUAGAGGAGAACCUGAGAAACAACCAGGACCAGAAUGUGCGCCUCGUCGCCAAACUGAAGAACGAGAGAGAGCGCCUCGAGGAUGAAAACCGAAAGCUUCACGCUGAACUGCAAAAAAUCAAGAUAUCUCGCUUCGAGCCCCAGCAGGCCUCAACCUCGGAACCAGAAGAAGGCAUCAUCCCGGACUCGCCCAUCCUGAUGAGCUCGCUGCCUGUUCCCAACAAACUGAAGAAACGGAAAGACGUGGACAAAGGGAAGCACGUUCGAUAUGCAGAGAUGCCUCUGCCGUGCAAGUCGCUCUUCAGCGCACCGGAUACGCAGCCCGUUGACGCUACAAAGAGUCCUGGAAGACCACAAGUGCUUGUUCCUGACACAUGUGUACUGGACUCAUCCCAAGUCUUGAACGACGUAAAUCCGAACCAGGAAGAAGCGAUAGCAGAAACCUGCGGCCUUGAACUCCGUGACAAGCCUUACGUGAAAACAACUGCAGGCCAGCAAAGAAGUUUAAAGUCUUCCUGGAAGCACGACUUUUGUUUAAAACCAUACCACUUAUCCCCUCCCCCUUCGGCGCUGUCCCACAGUGCAGCCACGCCCACAGAAAAGUCUCCAUCGCUUCUCCAUAGGGUCAAAAGGUUCUCAGAGGAUGGAUCCAACAACAAAGCAAAACGGAAGAAGGAGGAAAGUGAACCAGAGAUGCAAGAGGACGACAAACAGGGGGUCCGGGGAGGGGCGGACAAACCGAACGAAGGCCGAAAAAUGCAACCAGAACUGCUGAAACGAAGCUCCACACCUUCAGCCAGUCCACUUUCGAAGGAGUGCCUGGUGAACGGCAGGGAUCAGUCUGCACAAAACCGGAGUCUGAGCCAAAGGCCAAAUGUCUGUCCUGUUUUCAAGAAGCCAAAUGUGAAGGCAAUAUCCAUCGAGGGCUUUUUUAGGAGUAAGGCAAAUCCCCAGGAGGAUCCGAAUGCCUCACGUGAGCAACAGAAAGGAAAAGAUGCUGGAUGGAGGCCCAAAGUGGAGCCCGCGUGGAGUAUUGACCCGGCGCUCGGCCCGUCCAUGUACGACAGCGAGUGGAGAGGCGACGAGAUGAAGGAAGAAGAAGAAGAAGAUGAUGAAGAGUGCCAUGGAGAACUGUUGGAUUCUGAUCGCACUUGGGUCAGUCACAGCCUGCUGCCGCGCCGGGGAGAAGCAGCCCGGGACCGAAGGGACAAUGUGUCUGGACUAGGAGAGAAGGCCAACGACAGUUUGGAUCUGAUGUUCGACACGACGGCUCACGGGGAAUACCAGUCCUGCAGCGAUUCCCACCUGGACCACAGCCAGCCUGGUGAGGACGACGAGGACGAUGGAGGAGAGGAGGACAACGAUGAACAACAACCUCAAGAAAAAACUAUGAGCGACGGUCACGGGCACAAAGCAGGACGUCCAACGUUUGCACACAUGGCCGUGGUUCGCAAGAAAGACGAGAGAAGAAAACUAAAGGGCACCACCUGCAAGGAAUGUGAACUUUACUACGCCCAUCUCACAGAGGAGGAGAGGCAGGUGAAGCUUUCUGCAUGCUCGAGGCACCGGUUUCUAUAUAUUCCUCCAAGUACUCCAGAAAACUUCUGGGAGGUUGGAUUCCCCUCAACGCAGACCUGCAUAGAAAGAGGUUAUGUCAAAGAAGAGGAGAAACCUCAGGCGCGUACUCGGAGGAGACAACCAUUCAACGCUUUAUUCUCCCAGAAGAACCAGCAGCAGAGCUAAGCAGCACUGGAGGAACUGGUUGAACAGGCUCGUUACUGUUGGAACCACUGAUGUCCUUUAUGUUUGACAGGUGUGUCCUUGGAUGAAUAAAAAUAACCCUCCUAUGGAGUCUUUCCAGCAAAA